Molecule: messenger RNA, 942 nt
Organism: Symbiodinium natans
Lineage: Eukaryota; Dinophyceae; Suessiales; Symbiodiniaceae
Source: the annotation of a GenBank genome assembly
AUGAGCAGCGUCGGCUUCGGCUUCAUCAUCAUGUCGAGCAACCUCUACACCGUCGCUGCUAUUUCCUGCGUGUUCUUUCUGAGACGCGCUCUUGUGUCCGAAGACUUUGUGCUUGCCUUGGAAAAGCUGCACAACUUCGUUGUGGCCUUCGAAAUCGAGUGGGGUCAAGUGACAGGGAUCGAGUGGCGCAUGUAUGCCCUCGUUUGGGUUCUCACCGUGUCGGGCUUCGGCGCGGCCAUCGGCUUGGAGGAGUGGAAGCUGUCCCAGGAGGCGUGGCAGCCGCUCAUCGUUUCGGGCGAUACGCCCAGCGCUAUCAUCCGGAUUGUCUGUACGGCAUUUAGCUUCAUCGCCUUCUGCAUGUGCGCGGCCGCGGUGAUCCUGGUGGACUAUGUUCAAUCACACCUCCUCCUGGGCCUAGACAAAAGCCUCGACUGCUGGUGCUGCAGUGUGCUUGAUGGUGACUUCAGAUCUGCGGUGGAAAGCUGGAACUGCAUGCAGGCCUUGCUGAAGGCGGUCGGCCGGGAAAUGGCUGGCAGUUUCAUCGCCGCGCAGGCGGUUGGGGCCAUCGGAUUCAUCUACUUCUUGGCAAGCACAGCGACCUUGGCCUUCCAGUCCGGCUUUCACCUGCAGUUCACCGCAGUGGAAAGUGUGUCCUCUGUACCGCUUCUGCUGCUAUUCCUGCUGAACCUGCGUGUCUGCUGGCAUGGUGCAGCACUGACCGAGAAGUGCCGUGCGAUUCCAGCAUUCGUAAACCAAAUCCCCUCGCCGGACGAAGACCCCAUAGACCAUGACCGCACAUAUCUCGUCCGGUUCAUCACAGACAGUGCUGCCGGCUUCUCCGUCAAAGACAUAACACUCACGCGAGAGAAACUCAUGAAGAAUUUCGUGAUGGUCGGCGGAAUUCUGUCCGGAUUUGUCGGCGUUCUCUCGCGCGUGACGUAG